GAUCCCCGUUGGGGGGUCUCUGUCAGGGGGAUUUGCCUGCCUGGGAAGCUCAUCUGGGUUGGAUGGUGAACCAGGGGGUGUGAUCCUCGUGCAGCCCCCACCCUCGGGGUCUCAGAGCGGGGGGACCAGACUGACCCAGCCCUGGAGAGCCCCCUCCCUGACCUGCUCUGUUCCCACAGGCUGCUGAAGGGGACACGGGAGCGCCGGGAUGCAGAGCAUCAAGUGCGUGGUGGUGGGCGACGGGGCGGUGGGCAAGACCUGCCUGCUCAUCUGCUACACCACCAACGCCUUCCCCAAGGAGUACAUCCCCACCGUGUUCGACAACUACAGCGCCCAGAACACGGUGGACGGCAGGACUAUAAACCUAAACCUGUGGGACACGGCCGGCCAGGAGGAGUACGACCGCCUGCGGACGCUUUCCUACCCCCAGACCAACGUCUUCAUCAUCUGCUUCUCCAUCGCCAGCCCGCCCUCCUACGAGAACGUCAAGCACAAGUGGUACCCCGAGGUGUGCCACCACUGCCCCAGCGUGCCCAUCCUCCUCGUGGGCACCAAGAAGGAUCUGAGGAACAACCCCGAGACCAUGAAGCGGCUCAAGGAGCAGAACCAGGCGCCCAUCACCACCCAGCAGGGCAUCAGCCUCUCCAAGCAGAUCCGCGCCGUCAAGUACCUGGAGUGCUCAGCGCUCAACCAGGAGGGCAUCAAGGAUGUGUUCACCGAGGCCGUGAGGGCCGUGCUCAACCCCGCCCCGGCCAAGCCCAAGAAGCCCUGUGUGCUCUUGUGACGGGCCGGCGAGAGACGAUCCUGCCCCGCCCCGUGCCCCACACACCUGCUGCCCCCCGCCACCCUCCCCGAGCUCGGUGGGACCCAGAGCCCCAGCUUGAAUAACACAGACCUUGUUUGCACUAACUGGCCGCGCGCCCGGGGCAGCGGGCUCCCCGCCCCGGCUGCCAGCGGCCGCUUGCGGUGACGCCCCUCCGGUCCUGGCACAGCAACGCUUCCUGAGAAGGGGAUGCCCGGAGCCCGCUCCGGCCCCGAGCACCCCGCGGGGACCUGCCACCUCCACUCUGUCCGCCAGCUGGGGCACAGGGGGUCCCCAGCCCCUCUGCGCCAGCCCUGGCACUCACCCGGCCCUGAGCAUCUCGCUGGCACUGCCCCAUCCUGCCCCGGGAUCCUCCUGGCGGCACCAGGGGCUCCUGGGGGGUGUUUGGGGUGAGCCCCACACCAGGCACCUGCAGCCCUGCUGAGAGCACAGCCAGUGUGGCCAGAGUAGAGAGUCCCUGCCCUGGCUGGUGCUGGAGCUCCACAGGGCAGCAGGACUUGCCUGUAACCAGCUGCCCCCAGAGCCGCUUCUCCUUAAAUAAAAACCUGCCCAGGC
Molecule: messenger RNA, 1378 nt
Organism: Passer montanus (Eurasian tree sparrow)
Lineage: Eukaryota; Metazoa; Chordata; Aves; Passeriformes; Passeridae
Gene: RHOG
Product: ras homolog family member G
Exons: 1
Coding region: 209-784 (191 amino acids)
Biological process (GO): cortical cytoskeleton organization; small GTPase-mediated signal transduction; actin filament organization
Cellular component (GO): plasma membrane; cell projection; cell cortex
Molecular function (GO): GTPase activity; protein kinase binding; GTP binding
Source: RefSeq, a predicted model, not a curated record